Messenger RNA from Scatophagus argus, 3450 nucleotides. RefSeq names its product ellis-van Creveld syndrome protein (gene evc). Bases 309 to 3206 code for a protein of 965 amino acids. The record is from RefSeq and is a predicted model, not a curated record. The transcript has 20 exons. Lineage: Eukaryota; Metazoa; Chordata; Actinopteri; Scatophagidae. Gene Ontology annotation, biological process: smoothened signaling pathway.
CUCUAAUGUCUUGACGCAGCUUGGUUAUCUUCUGAAAUCUGCGUCCUCCCAUUGGCUACGACAUAGAUACAGUUCGUCGUUUUGGGAGAAAAAAGUUUUGCUGGAAAAAGUUCGUAGAUUGCUAAUGUUUCAAAUGUAAAAUCUUUUUAGGCAAAAACAUCACAUGCUUGCAAGAAACCUCAACGAGAACAACAUGGAGCUACUUUCCACGAGAAGAUGAGUUUUGUUAACGUUAGCUAACUUAGCUGGAUGUUGGCGACAAAAAUGCUAACGUUCGUAACGUUAUUCUUCCAACGCUUUGAUAAGAAAUGACAGAGCUGGAACUGAUAUCGGGAUGCGGCACUGAUGUGUCGGUCAGUUUCGCUGAGUCGCUGCACAUAUACACAGGACUGCUGACGGUGGCUACAGUAUGUGGAGGACUUUCGGGGAUAUUAGCUGCUGCUCUCCUAUAUGUCUUCUGCCUGAAACCUUUGCUGUUGACGAGACAAGGUUACAACGCAAGGCGACUGCUUGAACCUGAUGAUGGGGAAUUGGACAACAACCAGAGUGACUGUGUCAGCAACAGCAGAAAGGAGGCUCCAAGUGGCACCACCAAUGAUAAAGAGAAGAAGCAGCCACCCAUGAACAGCGAUGUGGCUGCAUUUGCAUCUAGAGCAAAGGUGGUUUAUCCCAUCAACCAAAAAUACAGACCCUUAGCAGAUGGAGCAUCAAAUCCAUCACUGCACGAGCACUCCAAGUUGCCAGCUGGGCCCAAUGAGGAGUCAUCCUCCCCCACGGACGGAGAGUCUCUGAGCCAAGAUCAGGACAACGAUGACAGCAGUCAGUUUAUCUCCUCCUCGCUGGUCCCCAAGAGCCUGCAGAACCAGAGCUUCACCAGGGUCUCUCGCUACCCUCACACGCUGACACAACCAGGUUUUGAAAGUAGGAUCAGCCUUUACUGUUUGGCGCUGCAGGAUAUACAACAGCAUUGUUCCCAGCUUCAGGAAGAAAAAUGUCUGAUUUUUCUUCACUUGGUGAAAAUAAUAUUCAGUUGUCGUUUUCCAAAGGAUAAAAAUGAUGCUGACUUCUCCAAGAAUAUUCUUCAAAUGCAAGAAAAGGAAUUGAAUGAGCUGAAGAAAUUGCUGCCAACAGACCACACUGCCAAUGAGAAAAAUGAUGAUGCUCCCUGUACUUUGGAGGAAAUAGAGAGAGCUCAGAAAGAUUUCCUUGAACAUGGCCUUCAAGUGUCCAGACGUUUCAGCAAACAGGUGGAGGACUUGUGUCAGCAUCUGCUGAAGAAGACCAGUGUUUUUUCUCCAGAUGAAGCCCAAAAUGUGAUUCUCUCUCUCAUCCAGACUCUUCUGCUGGUAGAGAACCACCUGAAGAACACACAAGAAGCUGAACUUAAGAGGAUCCAACAGAAGUUGUUGUGGUGGGAGGAGCUGACGGGGCUUCUUCAGUCUCAGCCUGCCUUGCUAAAGUGGGAAGUAUCUCUGAGGCAGAGCUUAAUUGCUACAACACUGGAGCAGCUGACGAGUGAUGACGUCUUGACCUUUAGCCACAUGGAAAAGAUACUUUCAGAGGUUCAGGCAACUCUGACUGAAGGCCUUCAACAGUGCACUGAGGAGUGCACGAGGAAGACAAAAGAGCUGGUGAACGACAAGUGCAGCAGAAUGGAGUCCAAGAGGAAGAAGCUUCUGAGGAGUCACACCAAGGAGAAGAGCCGUGCACUGGAGCUGAGACAAGCUCACAGUGAUGUGCAGCAGCUCAUCAAGGUGUACCAGGACCUGCUGAUGAAACAUAGGCAGCAGAUCUCUGAUUUGGAGCUGCAGCAGGACAACAGGGUGGCUGAAGUCCUCUGUGAUCACUUGAAGAAACUCCGUACCUCCUGGUCAAAGAGGCUUGGAGAGCUUGCCAAGGACGCGUUUCUCGCCUCCGUCCCAUCCCAGUCAAAGGUCUCUGCUCAGCGCUGUGAGGAGCUGUGGUUGGAUUUAGAGCAGGAGCUUUCCGCACAGCUGCAGCAAGCCGAGCACACAACCGAGCUGCAACUGGAGGACAUAAGGGCUCAGCUUGAUAAAGAUAUACAGGUGUGGAGUGAGGAGAUGGCUCUGGUUCAGGCCUGUCUCAAACAUCUGAGUGAACAACAGAUGAAGAUUGUCCAAGCUAUGGUGGCCAGACAGAGUUACACACUCGACAGCCAAGUGGGGAGGUUGAUAGAGAAGAAACAUGAGCACCUGUUGGCAGCGGUGCAGAGGUACUUUGUGGUCAGACACUUCUGCCUGCACAUGCUGAAGGAGAUGAGGCUUUCCAAGCUGAAGGUACUCACUCAGACUGACUUUAGAGCAGUGCUAAUGGAGGAUCCCAGUAAAGGCCAGUCCUGCGUCAAUUCAACUCUCAAGAAUAGCAAUGCCAGCCUAGCAGAGAGGCAUCUUGGUCCAGAGAGUCAACUGGUGGGCCACAGCUUCCAGCAGGAGUUCCUGUCUGAGCUGGAAACUGGGACGGAGCUUCUUCAGAGCCAUGCACAGCUGGUGCUCGGCAACGCCCUCAGCCACGCCAUUCAACAGAUGAUGGAGCGCCCGCCCACUCACUCACAGACCUCUCCCAGACCGUGCGACGACUUGAAGCGCCACCUGAUAGAGGCUGCCUCGGAGAGUGUGUACGUGACCAAAGAUUCUCUCACAUCACUGGUCCGAAGCUACAACUCCCACCUGCAGGACAUCAUGAAAAACUUCCAACUGGAUGAGUCAAACAUAAACCAGGAGGAGAAUGAGGAACGAGAGAGUCAGCUGAACAGAUCCUUACUGAGGGAGCUGAUGAACUGGGGCAAGAAACCCACAUCUGCUGAGUUUCAACAGAGGGUUGAGCUCCACAAAAGGAAGGUGUUGGAGCAGUGUGAUCAGGAACAGGAAACGAUUUACGAGGAACUGAGGCGAAAAAAAGUAGCCCAGGAUCAGACAGUGGAAAGGAUCAAAGCACAGCUGCUGGAGGCAGAAGAAAGCUUUAUAACUGAACUGGCAGCCUUGGCCCGUGUUUCUCUCCAGAAUCCAGAUCCAGAAACCAGCUGUGAGGACAACACAGGUAAUGAGAACCCUACUAUACUGGACCUGCUUUCCCUGAACCCAGCAUUAGAUCCGGCUUUGAAUCCUUCACUGACUCCAACGAUUGUAACUCCAGCAGUGAAAUCAAAACCAAAGAAGAAAAGAGAAGGAGAAUCUCAUCUUCUCUGAAGUCUUAGCACAGUGAUGUUUAUGUAUGUCAUACAAUACUGUCCUGUAGAAAAGUUUAUCCUCAGUCUCGCUUACCUGUCAGCUGCCACCAGGUUUGUUUUGUAUUAAACAAGAGGGCUUCGGUGGUUUAAGGGAAUGUCACAAUGAUAACAAUUAGUCUGUGUUUUUGUUAGCGUCAUGUUUCAUCAAAUAAUGCAAUUCUUUAAAAAAAAAAAUAAAGCAGAUUAUCUUUAAGAAAACAAAA